This is a messenger RNA of Homalodisca vitripennis (glassy-winged sharpshooter), 906 nucleotides long. RefSeq names its product cuticle protein 18.7-like. The coding region runs from base 1 to 906 and encodes 301 amino acids. The record is from RefSeq and is a predicted model, not a curated record. The transcript has 2 exons. Lineage: Eukaryota; Metazoa; Arthropoda; Insecta; Hemiptera; Cicadellidae.
AUGGAGAGCCUGCCAUAUAAAGAAGGCCCUAACCUGGUGCACGGAAGAGUUGGAGACUUUGAAGGGCACUGGGGUAGGUUUUUGAUCGCUCUCACCCUCCUGGUCGCAGUGAAGGCCGAUGGCAGCAUACCCGAUGCGGCAUAUUCCCUGCAGUAUAGACUAGCCCAGGAGUCAAGCUACAAUGGGCCUGCAGCCAACAUCAUCGUCACUCCUCAGGGAUUCUUGGCUGACACUCCUGAAGUCGCUGCUCUCAAGAGCGCUCAUUUAGCAGAGAAAAUGAAACUUUACCUAGCUGCUGAACCAAAUCGUGCAUCAAACUACAACCCUGUCCAACAUACAGGCUUCCAUUCUCCCCAGACCAACACACCUAAUGAGGCAUAUUCCCUGAAGUACAGACUAUCCCAGCAGUCAAGCUACAACGGACCUCCAGCCAACAUCAUCGUCACUCCUCAGGGAUUCUUGGCCGACACGCCAGAAGUUGCAGCUAUCAAAAACGCCCACUUAGCGGAGCAUAAGAAACUGAAUGUCGGUGCUCAACCAACGUUUGGUAUUAACUACAACCCUGUGCAACACAGUAGCUUCCAAGAUCCUCAUGCCCACAUCAUCGUCACCCGUGAGGGAUUCUUGGCCGACACUCCAGAAGUAGAAGCUUUAAAAAAUGCUCAUUUAGCCGAGCACAAUAAACUGAAGGGCGUUGCACAGUCAAAUUUUGGAACCAAUUACAACCCUGUACAAUACAAUAGCUUCCAAGGACCUCAGGCCAACAUCAUCGUCACCCCUGAGGGAUUCUUGGCUGACACUCCAGAGGUUGCAGCCACUAAGAACGCUCAUUUGGCUGAACACUAUAAACUCGCCACCGGUGCUGGAGUUCCAGGACCCAAUGUUUUCAGCCAGAUCAGAUACUAG